Messenger RNA from Pelagomonas calceolata, 1624 nucleotides. The record is from the annotation of a GenBank genome assembly. NCBI's taxonomy places the organism in Eukaryota, Pelagophyceae, Pelagomonadales, Pelagomonadaceae.
CUUACAAGCUACCAAACGUGUCAUUCUGCUGCCCGUGCCUCGUUAUGCGCCCGCAGCAUCUCGCACUUUGCCUUUUGUGCGCCGUCGUCAGCGGAAAGCGCACUAAGAAAACCAAGCAGCCCACGGCUGCACCCACGCCCGCGCCCACGGGCGCGCAGACAGCCGUGUCGGGCCACACACAAGCUACCCUCCUUUACGAGAAUAGCUCCUGUGAGGGCAGCGACCAGGGCGCCUACCUGGGCACGCCAGCGUCGGUAGACGAGUGUGCCGUGUCCGCCGCGGCUGCAGGAUGCGACAUGUUCAUGUUCUCGGCGAGCUACGGCUACGCCUGGGGCUGCCGUUGUUGCUCCGCGAAGACGCAAUACCACGACAACUGGAGCAUCUACUCCGUGGACUCGAAGAACAGCCAACGCACGACGCCGCGGCCAACUCCUCGGCCGCGGCCAACUCCUCGGCCGACUCCGCGGCCGACGCCGCGGCCGACUCCGCGACCGACACCGCGGCCGACGUCCGCGCCGACGUCCACGCACUCCUGCCCGACGGGCUAUGUGGCGGACUGCGAAGGCAGCGGCCCGGGCGGCCACUGCUGUCCGGAGCGCUGGCUCGGCAACGGCGACUGCGACGACCACUACGAAUUCAUGAAGCACUGCGACCUGACUUGCUACGAUAACGACGGCGGCGACUGCGUCGCGACGACGCCGGGACCCACUCCCGAGCCGACUGCGGAACCGACUCUCGCGCCGACGCUCGCGCCGACGCUCGCGCCGACGCUCGCGCCGACGACCGAGGAACCGCUGGCGGUCGUCCACGGCUCACUCACGCUAUCCGGCCUUGUGUCGCCGACCCGCUCCGAGCAGGUGCUGCGGGGCGCCAUCGCAGGGGUCGCGGGCGUCCCCAUGGAGGCCGUGCGGAUCAUCAGUAUCCAAACUCAGAGGCGCCACUUGCGCCGCCGGCUGGAGGCCUCCACCGUCGUCGUCGACUACGAGAUCGAGGCCACAGAUUCGGAGGCCGUCGCCCGAAAACUCGCCGAGACGACCCCCGCGCAAUUCGACGCGGUGAUCCAGGACGUCGCCGCCGCCGCGGGCGCCGGGGCCGCCUUCGCGGACGUGAGAACCGAGGAGAUAAGCGUGGCAGGCGCGGAAGACGGUGAAGAGGAGGAGGAGGACGACGACGACGCAUCCACCACGUCAAAGUUUGCCUCCGUGAAAUUCAUUGCGAGCGUCGCCGCCGGGUGCUUCUGCCUUGCGGCGGCGCUGGCGGUCAGAUGGUGCCUCCUCCAUAGGCGCGGGAAGAAGACGCCAGCAGUCGUCAUUGAAUACCCGCGUUUCGCGCCGAUCAAGGAACGCCCUGGUGCUCCCGUCGCGUACGCGCGGCCCGUUCCGUCGGCGCCGCCCCUGGCGCCUCUCGCGCCGGAGCCGCCGCUGGCGUCGAUCAAGGAGCGGGCCCUGGCGGAGGCCGCCCACGCGACCGGCGAGGCGGAGGCGGCCCCGGGCGCCUACGGGGGCAUGGGAAUCGCGCCCGAGAGCGAGUACGGAGGCAUCGUCGCGCACGAGCCCGCUCCGGCGGGCGAGUACGAGGCGGAAUGCUAGCACGGCCGGCUCUCCCCCUUCUUUGUAGUGCAUGU